Messenger RNA from Prorocentrum cordatum, 363 nucleotides. The record is from the annotation of a GenBank genome assembly. NCBI's taxonomy places the organism in Eukaryota, Dinophyceae, Prorocentrales, Prorocentraceae.
AUGGGUUGGGAAGUGCAUCCAUACCAUUCAGUGUUCGUUUCGGAUCUCCUGGGGCUUGCGUCCGAGGGAUGCUCGUGGUCAGAGUCUCUCCAGCGCGGUCGACGCAAACGUGCCGGUGCCUGGCGAGACGUUUUCCGCGCUGCGCUUCAGCGCCGCGCAGAGAACGCUGUGCAGUUCGUCUGGGCACCGGCGCGCAGGGACAUCGAGAGCGUGCUUGACGAUCCACAAGAGGUUGAGUGUUGGCUCGGCAAUGCCUGGGCAGAUUGCUUCGCGAAUGCUGGAGUGGCCCACCAUCUCAUCGCGAACGCGGCGAGCGAGUCGUCCUUCCAGGCCUUGAACAUGAGUCGGGGGACGAUUUUUUGA